AUGGCAAUGAAAUUAGACGGUUUACCAGGACCUGGACGCCCUCUUGUUGAUCAGCCUUUCAUUUCCCCAGUAAUUGGCUCUAUGCCAAUCCCUGGAGGUUCCUUUAGUGUUGGUGCUGCUCUUCCGGGGCUUCCCACACCUCAGGUUGAGGCUGCUCCUAAAAGGACACCUCGGCGCUUGUUUCCUGAAACGUGGAUGUGGGACCUGGUUAUUAUAAAUGGUUCUCAAGGAAAUAGCCAUUCUCAACUCCAUAGUUCCAGUAGAAAGAGUGAUGUAUCUGAAGAACCCAAAGAGAUUGCUCUUCCUGUGACCAUCCCGGACACCAUCACCGAAUGGAAAGCUGGAGCUUUCUGUCUUUCAGCAGACGCAGGCUUUGGCCUGGCCCAGCCCACUUUUCUGAAGGCCUUCCAGCCGUUCUUCAUUGAACUCACCUUUCCAUACUCUGUGGUGCGAGGAGAAGCCUUCCCACUCAAGGCUACCGUCUUCUCCUACCUGACUUACUGCAUCCGGGUCAGAAUAUCUCUGACGCCUUCUGCUGACUUUGAGGCAUCUCCUAUGGAGGAGGAGGAAGAUUCCUAUUGUAUCUGUGCAAACGGAAGGAAAACAGUGUCAUGGAUGAUGACCCCUAAAAUUCUAGGGGAGGUCAACCUCACAGCAAGUGCAGAGGCUGUGACUUCAAAUCAGCUCUGUGGGAAUGAAGUAGUGGAGGUGCCCACCAUUGGAAACAAAGACAUCGUGAUCAAGUCGUUAUUAGUUGAGCCUGAAGGGAUUGAGAAAGAAAUGGUGUUCAACUCUCUUCUCUGUGCAUCUGGAGAACCCGUGUCCAAAUCUUUUCCUCUGACAUUACCGGAGAAUGUUGUAGAAGGCUCAGCCAGGGCCUCAUUUUGUGUGCUGGGAGACAUUUUAGGAGGAGCGAUAAAGAACCUCAAUCAGCUUCUCCAAAUACCCUACGGCUGUGGGGAGCAGAACAUGGCCCUCUUUGCCCCCAAUAUCUACAUCCUGAACUAUCUCAAUGAGACUGGACAACUGACACAGGAGAUCAAAUCCAAGGCUGUCGGAUACUUAGAGGCUGGCUAUCAACGGCAACUGAACUACAAGCAUCGUGAUGGUUCUUACAGCGCUUUUGGAGAAUCUUACUCUAAAGAAGGGAACACUUGGCUGACGGCUUUUGUGCUGAAAUCUUUUGCUCGGGCAAGAUCCAUAAUCUUUGUGGAAGACAAGCAGGUCAACGAUGCUCAGAACUCACUGACACAGCAGCAGGAGAAUGAUGGAUGCUUUCGGAGCACUGGGUCUCUUUUUAACAAUAAUCUCAAGGUACAAGAGGAAGGUGACCCUGAUGACACAGAUAACUAG
Molecule: messenger RNA, 1353 nt
Organism: Notechis scutatus (mainland tiger snake)
Lineage: Eukaryota; Metazoa; Chordata; Lepidosauria; Squamata; Elapidae
Source: RefSeq, a predicted model, not a curated record